AUGAAAGGCAGUAGCGUUGUCCAAGGUCUGAAGUCUCUGGCCGACAAGAUCCACCCGCAAUUGCCUCUCAAUGUGAAGGAGUCCCAGCGCCUACUUACGGCUCUCACCAGUUCCUUCAGGAAGCAUCUGGACGCUGCUCAUCCACAACAUCUGCCCGACGAUACCGACAGAACUAAGGCAAGCAGUAGCUCGGGGAGUGUCUCCAACAUCAGUUCCAGUGGAAUGCGUUCCUCGGGGAGCUAUGCUGACCAGCACUUGGCAUCGGUUCUUACCAAUCCAUUGAUGGUGAAAGGAGGCAAACCAUUAGACUUUGCUUCCGCCAAGAUCGAGCUGGCCAAGAAUCGGCACAAGCAUCCCGUCGACAUUCUCGAGGAGUACCAUACAAAAGGAGCAGCAACCCUUGACAUCGCGCAGCUUUGCUUGCGGACCGCCGCGGAUGACAUCGCACAUCUGACCAUUGAACAAAAGCGAGCGCGGCUUCUAGAACACCAACCUGGCCGCAGAGUCUUCAGAUGGUUGGUGGAGAGCCGACUGCUUGAAAGCGACGUCUUUGCCGACUAUUUUGACCUCAUCGAUCAGGUGACCUACUGCCUGUUGCACGAAGGUCAGGAGCGCACUGUCUGGACCUGGUACAAUCAAGACAUUACUACAUCCAAAGAACACGAAAAGGCCAAGAGCCGCAGCAAUCUCAGACGGAUGCACCACUUCGAUCGAUGGAGAGGGCGAUUACUGCACGCCGUGGUAGAGUGGAAACUCGGUCGAUUCGACCAUGAUGGCAAGACACUAGACACGCAACACGUACACGACGCUCUCGAUGCGUUUUUCAUGGCUUGCGACAUCAGAAUACCAAGAGCCAGAGAUGGCUCUCGUCACCACUACUGGUUGCCACUGGCUCCCGCAGCCCUCGUUCUGCAUACAGAGCUUUCUCGGCCCUUCGCGACCUCUUCGGCGCAACGUGGCGAUCUGGACAUCCGUCGAUAUGAGAGGUUUGCAUCCUUGGUCAGCAUGUGGUCGCAAGGAAUGUUCUGUGAAAUCGAAAAGGCUACUUUAGACCUUGUUCAUCCUGCGAGACCUUCCUCAACCAAGGCUUACAAUGUCGCCACGCAGCUGUUCAGCGAUCCUCCGUCGCCACGUGCGAAAGCAUUCCUUCCGCGAAUCCAAACGGCCUUGGAAGCUAGCAGUGAGCGUCAUGGAUGGUGGUUCUUCUUUGUCCGGACAGUAUCUCUACUGCGCAGCGAAGGGAAAAUUAGUGAAGCCGCCUGGCUGACUGCGGAAAUGCAGCGCCGGUUCCCGAAGCAGUGGCGUUUUGUGGAGGAGAAUGUGGAACCAGAUUUGACAGCGAAGACUCGCACGGAAGAGACUUCAAGAGCAUCAGAUGUGCCAAAAUCAUUGCGGAUUCCAUUUCCGUCUUUUACCUGA
Lecanosticta acicola is the source of this 1419-nucleotide messenger RNA. Lineage: Eukaryota; Fungi; Ascomycota; Dothideomycetes; Mycosphaerellales; Mycosphaerellaceae. The record is from the annotation of a GenBank genome assembly.